UCACCAUGGCCUCAAAUUCCAUGUUAUUAUCUUCUUUUUUCUUCUUCUUCUUCCCUUUAAUAGUAUAUACCAGUGAUGUUACAAGUAACGGUAAUAGUAACAGCACUGGCAUAGCAUUGUGGUGCAGCACCACGCCGCAUCCAAGCCCAUGCAACUACUUCAUGGGCCGGGACCCGGCCAGGUUCAACCCCAAUUCACGGGAGGAUUUCAGGACAAUGACAAUCAUGGCCGCCCUAGAGAGGGCUGCCGACGUCCAGUCCCUGGCAAGCAAGAUGCGCUGCACGAGUAAGCGAAGGACAAUAGUCUACCGCGACUGCAACAAUCUAAUCGAGAACACAGUCGACCAACUAAACACAACGUUACAGAGCAUCCAGACCAACGCUAGCUUCACCGACUUCGACGCGCAGACGUGGCUGAGCACCGCCCUGACCAACAUCGAGAUCUGCCGCCGGAGCUCCAACGACCUCAACGUGACCAAGUUCAACUCGCCAAUCCUCUCAGGAAACGUCUCCGAGCUCAUCAGCAACAGCCUCGCCACCAACAACGCGCUGCUCGACACCAACUCGAGCACGGCCCACCGCGGCGGGUUCCCGGCGUGGGUGACGAGGCGGGAGAGAAAGAUGCUGCAGGAUUUGCAGCUGGCGACGAGGGCGAACGUGGUCGUGGCUCAGGACGGAACGGGGCAGUUCAAGUCGAUCCAGGCGGGGAUAAACUACGCGACGUCGAGGCGCGUGGGGAAUGGGAGAGUGGUGGUGUAUGUGAAGAGAGGGGUUUACAGAGAGAAUAUUCUGAUAAGCAGGACGAUGAAUAAGGUGAUGCUGGUUGGAGAUGGCCUCAGAUACACCGUCAUCACCGGCAGCCGGAGCGUCUCUGCCGGCUUCACUACUUACAGUUCUGCAACCGUCGGAAUCGAUGGCAUCGGAUUCAUAGCCCGGGGCAUCACCUUCCGCAACACGGCGGGCCCACAGAGAGGGCAGGCGGUGGCACUCCGGUCGGCCUCGGAUUUGUCGGUGUUCUACGCGUGCGGGUUCGAGGGGUAUCAGGACACUCUCUUCGUCCACGCGCAGCGACAAUUCUACAAAUCGUGCUACAUCUACGGCACCAUCGAUUUCAUCUUCGGCAACGCGGCCGUAGUCUUCCAGAAUUGCAUCAUCUACGUGCGAAAGCCGCUGUGGGGCCAGGCGAACGUGGUGACCGCGCAGGGCCGGGGCGACCCGUUCCAGAACACUGGCAUAUCCAUCCACAACUCGCGGAUCAUGCCCGCGCCUGAUCUCAAACCCGUGGUGGGCUCGUUCAAGACCUAUCUGGGCCGGCCGUGGCAGCAGUAUUCCCGCACCGUCAUCAUGAAGAGCUUCAUCGACGGCUUCGUGGUGCCGGAGGGCUGGUCGAGGUGGGAGGAUUCCGAUUUCGCACUCUCGACUUUGUAUUACGGGGAGUAUAAGAAUUUCGGGCCGGGCGGGUCCACGAGGAAGCGGGUCAAGUGGCCCGGUUACCAUAUCAUUACGGGUACGAAUGUGGCGUCGCGGUUCACGGUUGGGAGCCUCAUAGCGGGUCGGGCGUGGUUGCCGUCUACUGGCGUACCGUUUACGGCCGGGUUGUGAUUCAUUAUAUAUGCACGUUGUGCCUUAUCAUUGUGGACAUUAUU
Salvia splendens (bonfire salvia) is the source of this 1645-nucleotide messenger RNA. Its product is annotated as probable pectinesterase/pectinesterase inhibitor 59. Gene Ontology annotation, molecular function: pectinesterase activity; enzyme inhibitor activity. NCBI's taxonomy places the organism in Eukaryota, Viridiplantae, Streptophyta, Magnoliopsida, Lamiales, Lamiaceae. The record is from RefSeq and is a predicted model, not a curated record. Gene Ontology annotation, biological process: cell wall modification. The transcript has 2 exons. The coding region runs from base 6 to 1601 and encodes 531 amino acids.